AUGGACGAACACGGACAACAAGAAGCGGCGAUACAACGUUUGUGCGAUUUGAGCGACCAAAUCGACGCAGCUCGAGACGCGAAUCGGUUUCGCCAAGCCGUGGAAUUGAUGCUCGAACAGGUCAGAUUGUUCAAGAUUCAAGCGACGUUGAGCGAAGACGAAAAGGAAGCGAUGGAACCGUUGAUUCAAUCCGCUUUGGAGGAGAUUGAAGAGAUGCGAGGGAAAGUGCAAAGAGAAGAAGAAGUUAAAGAAGAAGCGUCGAAGAGGAAGGAGAACGAUACGAGAGACCCCGCGAGUGGUGGUGCCGAUGCCGGUGCUCCUCCUCCGCAAACGACGACGACGAGUAAGAACACGCUCGUCGAAGUUGAUAGAAACACGGUUUCGACGAAAGUGCUCUCGUCGCCGCCACCGGCGAUGAAACCAGCCGCCUCGGCGGCCGCGAGAGAUAACGGAAGGACUGCGACGACGAGAGGAGGAAAAGUAUUAAAAGAAGAAGACAAAGAAGAAGAAAACAAGAACAAGAACACCAAUACCAACAACGAGAACAAAACGACGGCAAAAACCACCACCGCGAACGUGUUAGAAACGAAAGCGGCGUGGGGGAUACCCGCGAGUGACGAAGAAGAGGAGAACAGAGACGAAGAAGAUGAGGUUUUCCGCGUGAUUGAGGUUGCGAAACAGCAAGACAGCAAGCGAGAAAAAUCCUACGAAGAGUUGAAGAAAGAGCAAAAAGAAGAGAAAGAGAAGAAAACUCUGACGAUAAUGGAACAGUUGAAAGAAAACGCGAGGAAAGAACGAGAGGCAAAGCUAUCGAUUCCACCAAUUCAACGCGUGGUGAACUACGGGAAACCACCACCAUCGAUACGCGACGAGAAACGAAAAUUGGUGACUACUAGAACGAUGGAUCCGAGAGAGGAGGAAAAGAAAGGCCGCCGACAGUCGCCGAGGAAAAAUCACAGCAAUAACAAACGCGGCGGGACGUCUGGAGCUUCGCGGUACCGCGUUGAUGACGAUGAUGAUAACGGCAUGACGUACAACAACAAUAACAACAACAACACUAGAAAACGAGGACACAAUAAAAGGGUAUCUGCGGACGCGUUGCGCGAUGACGAUGACGAUGAUGAAGACGUCGUGAUUUGCGACGACGAACACCACCACGCCAAUGAAGCACCCGGAGCGAAACCCAAAACUGCAAGGUUCAUGUCCGCGGGCGAUAAGUUAGAUUUCGACCGCGCGCAAAAAGGACUGGCUCCAAUCGUGCAGCCGUAUCGCGAGGCGAAAGAGCAAGCGUUACUGAAAGCGGGUAGCGGUGGCGGUAGAAGUUCCGUUCCGGGUGCACCAGGCGGGUUUAUCGGUCCGUUCGGCCAUCUGAACGGUGGAAAUAAUAAUAAUAAUAGCAACGGUCAACAGAAAAACAAAGACGAUCCGAACGGUGAUUCCGGCCCGGCCUUUUCCGAGCUCGCGUUGAAACGAUUACAACCGACUGGUAAAGAAGUCAUUCCAGAUGAAAUUUUGAAACUCGAACGCGAUAUCGUCGAACGCGUCAUCGGCGAAGUUCUCGAUAAACCGGGCACGGUAUCUUGGGACAGCAUCGUUGGUCUCGAACACGCGAAGAAUGCCGUGCAAGAGCUCGCAGUAUGGCCGAUGACGAAUCCGGAACUCUUCACCGGCGCUCGCGCAGUGCCCAAAGGUUUGCUCUUGUUUGGUCCUCCCGGUACCGGGAAAACUAUGAUCGGGAAAGCCGUCGCCUCGCAAUGCAAAGCGACGUUCUUUUCAAUCUCAGCAUCUUCAUUAACCUCUAAAUGGAUUGGCGACGGCGAGAAAAUGGUGCGCGCGUUGUUUGCGGUCGCGAGACACUGCGCGCCUUCAGUGAUAUUCGUGGACGAGAUUGACUCUUUACUCUCGGCGCGAAAAUCUGAAGGUGAACACGAGUCGUCGAGACGAAUGAAAACGGAAUUUCUCGUCCAAAUGGACGGAUUAGGAGGCGAAGAUCCAACGAAACCGAUGCUACUCAUUGGAGCUACGAAUAGACCGCAAGAGCUGGACGAUGGGGCGCGACGACGUCUGGCCAAACAGCUCUACAUUCCUUUGCCGUGCGCGGCGGCGAGACGAGAUAUGAUUUUGAAAACGUUAAAUCCGGAUGGCGAUGGAAAAGUGAAACACGCGUUAACCGAGAAAGAUUUAGACGUAAUUUGUGAGAAAACUGAUGGAUAUUCCGGCUCGGAUUUGAAGAACUUGGUGCAAGAAGCUGCUCGAGCACCUCUGCGCGAGUUGUUUGUGAAGAAGAAAGCUAAAACUGGAAGCGAGAAAGAAGACGGUGGCGGCGAUGUCGUUGACUUGACGAAAGCGGGCGAAGACGAAGCGCAAGAACUGCGCGAGAUUCGCAUAGAUGAUAUUCGUAAAGCAGCAAAACAGGUUCGCGCGUCGGUGACCCGGGCUGAUAUUGAGUUUCACGAAGAAUGGAACAAAAAGCACGGCGCUUUGACCGCGGACGAAGUGGAAGACGACGGCGAAUGGUAA
This is a messenger RNA of Bathycoccus prasinos, 2520 nucleotides long. RefSeq lists its product with no specific name. Lineage: Eukaryota; Viridiplantae; Chlorophyta; Mamiellophyceae; Mamiellales; Bathycoccaceae. Bases 1 to 2520 code for a protein of 839 amino acids. The transcript has a single exon. The record is from RefSeq and is a predicted model, not a curated record. Gene Ontology annotation, molecular function: ATP binding; ATP hydrolysis activity.